Moneuplotes crassus is the source of this 2077-nucleotide messenger RNA. The record is from the annotation of a GenBank genome assembly. Lineage: Eukaryota; Ciliophora; Spirotrichea; Euplotida; Euplotidae.
UAUGAAUUCCUCUCAUAAGAUUCUUACUAACAUCAACUACAUCAGCCAUAUCAUUAAAUAUUACGGCUAUCUGCAGGAGUGAGCCAACCUAUUUAGAAGACUAUGCAAGAAGUCCCAAUCUGAGUGGGACCAGAACCAAAAGGCAAUAAUAAAUGUAAUCAUGAACACCCCAGAGGCAAGGAUGGUAAUCAAUCUUGGACAUGAAAUAAACCCUCAUGUUUUGGAGUUUUUAAUAAAUGGAGAUAAAUUUAACUAUUAUGCAAUUGAGUGCUCUUUAGCUGAGAAAAAAACAUUUUAAGAUCUUUAUCAGCUUCUUGGAAAUGGUUUCUGAAAGAAACAAAGAACUAGGAAUAUGAAACCCUAAAUUGUUCACAAAAGUGAUGAUAGGCUGCAAAUAAAUCACUAUCUAUACAUCUAAAGUUUGUCAAGAACUGCAUCAAGAUGGAGAACCACUGGACAUUAUCAAAAUUAUUCAAGACAACGAAAUUAAAAUAACAGCUCUGAUUGAGUUUACAUUGACAUUAUUAAGUGCUGGCCAUCCACCUUCGUUGAUUUAUAUCCUCGAUGAGGAAUUUUAGAAUUUGAUGUAUGUUGAGAAGAAAUCAAUCCUGUUCUUCAAAAACAUUUUGAGAUUCUACAGAUUCAUCCAGAGAGUUUGAGCAAAGUUUCUGAAGUAAUGACUCAACUUGGCUCUCAAAAUGUUCACUGUAAGUCAAUAUCAUUUGAUAGCUCAAUGGCUCCCCUUACUCAAAGAUUAAAUAGAGAAAUGCUAGAUUUUAAUAAAGGAAUUUUGGCUCAAAACUUGGAGGAUGUGCUAAAAUAUUUUCCUAAGGUGACUACGAUCAGAAUUAAACAAAGAUAUAAUUCUCAAGAUCUGGAUGCUUUCCAAAUAAUGAUUCAGAGCAAAGAUAACAGCACUUCACGCUUGGCUAACAUCAAUUCUCUCUACUUUAACACUUGCCAAGACAAGAAUGAGAAAGUUCUUCACAUAAACAAAUCAAAAGUUGAAUUUAUCAUUAAAAUACACUCAGAUACUUCUGGAUAUGAUGAAUUUUAUGUCUUACAGGCAAAUUCUUUUGAGUAUUAUUGCCAAUCAUACGUCAGUUUUGAUCAAGUAGAUGACAUUUUAAUCUUGAAAAGAUCUUCUCAUAACUUCUACCAGUUCAAGAUCAAAAACUACAAGCUGCUCUACACCGAAAAAGAAGCCUUGCAGCAUGAAAGAUAUUCUGAAUAUAUCAAGAAGCUGUCAGAGCUUAAAGACUUGAAGGUUGCUGACAUCUGCUUGAUAGGUGUAACAGAAAGAGUUUUUAAGAGUACAGCAAUGCAAAUGAUAGUUUCCAAUAAACUAAGUAAUCACAGACCUCAUUACUUCAUUGAAGCUUAUAAGUGAACAAGUUAUUCAUUAUAUGACUGAGUUAAGUAUGAUAAAGUUGCACCUCUUUUAGAAUCUUUGAAGGGACAACUCGUAUCUGUGUACUUUCUGAAGGAGUUCUCAGGUCAUGAGAUCUUUAGAGAUAUUAAUCUUGAUAAGCCAGAACCUGAGUCAGACCAAGAAAGUUCAAAGUCUCAAGGAAACGAGGAUAAUGAGUCUUCAAAUUCCAAACAGAAGGAUGAAGACUCAGAAUCUAGUGAAUUUUAUUUUGAUAUGUGAUCAAAAUGAAAGAAAAACAAUGGAUAUGGAAAAUUCAUAGAAUUUCUUGAUAAACUUGAAGACUGUCACACUCUUGAGUUUAGAUCAGAAGCCCUUCAUAACGAUAGGAAAGACUGUAAAGAAAGACUCUUACAGUUUUUAAAAAAUAACACUAAACUUCGAGACCUUGAGAUUGCUACCCCAAAUAAGGAUUUCUCUAUCCAGGUAUUAGAUUCGCUCACAAACAAUUAUUCUCUGAGGACAUGUAUCCUUGAAGAUUAUGGUUAUGGAGAAAGUGAAAAGAAGGAUGAGUACGACAAAAAAGUCAAAGAGUUCAGCAAAGAUAGGUUUGAUCUAGAGUUAUCCUCCAAAACCUCCUCUUUCUACACAAACUACCCUGACACAAUCUAAUCCCAUUUCUGAUAAAUUCUAAUACACCUUCAAUCC